Molecule: messenger RNA, 4572 nt
Organism: Pogona vitticeps (central bearded dragon)
Lineage: Eukaryota; Metazoa; Chordata; Lepidosauria; Squamata; Agamidae
Gene: CPT1A
Product: carnitine palmitoyltransferase 1A
Biological process (GO): fatty acid metabolic process; carnitine metabolic process
Cellular component (GO): mitochondrion
Molecular function (GO): carnitine O-palmitoyltransferase activity
Source: RefSeq, a predicted model, not a curated record
CGGCCAAUCCGGACCUAGCCGGUAACGGCGGCGGCCAGGCGGGCGGGCUCUGCGGCGCGGGAGCUGUUGGACGCGCGGGGCUCCUUUCUUUCGCGCACUCUUCCCGGUGGCCGGAGCGGAGGGGCUCGUUCUUCGCCUCGCCGGACAGCCAGCCAUUGUCCACCGGGUUGACUGAUACUGUACAUUAUAUAGUGUGAGCUCAGGUGCCCUGUUUCUGUUGCACAGGGAAAGGGGCAAUGAUACUAUCCUGGAAAAUUAUUAACCACUUUGAUAUAGCCUAACGAUGGCAGAAGCACAUCAAGCCGUUGCAUUUCAAUUUACUGUAACCCCAGAUGGAAUUGAUCUGCGCAUGAGCCAUGAAGCUCUCAGGCAGAUCUAUCUGUCUGGUCUCUACUCUUGGAAGAAGAAAUUCAUCAGGUUCAAAAAUGGCAUCAUCACGGGUGUCUAUCCUGCUAGUCCGUCCAGCUGGCUUAUUGUAGUAGUAGGAGUUAUGUCAACCAUGUAUGCUAAAAUAGAUCCUUCCAUGGGAUUGAUAGGAAAAAUCAACCGGACCCUUGAUACAACUGGCUAUAUGUCCAACCGAACACAGAGUAUUGUCAGUGGUGUUCUUUUUGGCACAGGACUCUGGGUAAUCCUUAUUUUCUCAAUGCGCUACACACUAAAGAUGCUGCUUUCCUACCAUGGAUGGAUGUUUGCUGAACAUGGCAAAAUGUCCACAGGUACCAGGAUAUGGAUGACACUAGUGAAGCUUUUCUCAGGUCGCAAACCAAUGCUGUAUAGUUUCCAGACAUCUCUGCCACGUCUUCCUCUUCCAGCUGUCAGGGAUACUGUAAAUAGGUAUUUGGAAUCGGUCCAUCCACUUAUGAAUGAUGAACAGUUUAAAAGGAUGGAAUGUCUUGGCAAAGAUUUUGCAAUAAAUCUGGGACCAAAGCUACAGUGGUAUUUGAAGCUGAAAUCCUGGUGGGCUACAAACUAUGUUAGUGAUUGGUGGGAAGAAUAUAUUUACCUUCGUAGUCGUGGACCUAUUAUGGUGAACAGUAAUUACUUUGCAAUGGACUUCAUGUAUUUUACUCCUACCUCUGUUCAGGCAGCUAGAGCUGGCAAUGCCAUCCAUGCCAUCUUGCUAUAUAGAAGAAAACUGGACAGACAACAAAUCCAGCCGAUUCUUCUGAUGGGAUCCACUGUUCCACUCUGUUCAGCUCAGUGGGAAAGAGUGUUUAAUACCUCCCGUAUUCCAGGAGAGGAAACAGACACUAUCCAGCAUAUAAAAGACAGCAAACACAUUGUUGUGUACCAUAAAGGAUGCUAUUACAAAAUAUGGCUGUACUAUGAUGGCAGACUGCUGAGACCUCGGGAGAUCGAACAUCAGAUGCAGUGGAUUCUAGAUGACAAAUCUAAGCCCCAGCCUGGUGAAGAAAAGUUGGCUGCCCUUACUGCAGGAGACAGAGUUCCAUGGGCUAAAGCUCGCCAGGCAUAUUUUGCACGUGGAAAAAACAAGCAGUCUUUGGAUGCUGUUGAAAAAGCAGCUUUCUUUGUGACUUUGGAUGACACAACUCAAGGUUACAGGGAAGAAGAUCCAGUGACAUCAAUGGACACUUAUGCAAAGGCACUUCUGCAUGGGAAAUGCUAUGACAGGUGGUUUGACAAGUCGUUCACUCUAGUAGUAUUCAGGAAUGGCAAAAUGGGCCUGAAUGCUGAACAUUCAUGGGCAGAUGCUCCUAUUGUUGGACAUCUUUGGGAGAAUGUCAUGUCUUCUGACUGUCUUGAGCUGGGCUACACAGAGGAUGGUCAUUGCAAAGGAGAGAUCACUCCAGGCAUUCCCAUGCCCUCCAGACUGCAGUGGGAAAUCCCUGAAGAAUGCCAAGAGGUGAUUGAGAGCUCCCUGGCCAUUGCCAGGCCCCUAGCAGAUGAUGUGGAUUUCCAUUCGUUCCCUUUUGAAACCUUUGGGAAAGGAUUAAUGAAGAAGACAAAAACAAGUCCUGAUGCAUUUGUGCAACUUGCACUGCAACUUGCUCAUUACCGGGACAUGGGAAAAUUUUGUUUAACUUAUGAAGCGUCUAUGACUCGCCUAUUCAGAGAAGGUAGAACAGAAACAGUUCGUUCAUGUACUAUUGAGUCAUGCAAAUUUGUGCAAGCUAUGGAUAACACAUCUGAAAGUCUUGAAAAGAAGAUUACACUAUUCAAAGCGGCAGCUGCCCGUCAUCAGCAUUUGUAUCGUCUUGCCAUGACUGGUGCUGGCAUUGAUCGCCACCUUUUCUGCCUUUAUGUGGUAUCCAAAUACCUUGCUGUUGAAUCACCUUUCCUUAAAGAAGUUUUGUCAGAGCCCUGGAGACUUUCAACAAGUCAGACACCACAACAGCAUAUUGAUCUGGAGAAGAAUCCUUGUAUGGAGUCCAGUGGUGGAGGCUUUGGACCUGUUGCUGAUGAUGGUUAUGGUGUGUCUUAUAUCAUUGCGGGUGAAAAUCUCCUAAAUUUUCAUGUAUCCAGCAAACAUUCUUGCCCUGAUACGGAUUCUCAUCGCUUUGGGAAAAACAUCAAACAAGCAUUGUGUGACAUCCGUGACUUGUUUAGUCUCCACAAAAACUGUACCAAGUGAUUCCCUAAUAGCUGGUCAACUAGUCAGUCACACUUUGUGUUGAAAGUGAGAACUCUUCUGAUGAAUGACUGAAAACAAGGCAUGCCAAGCAGCAAUCCAUUCCAGAGCACAUAAACAAGCUUUUUUUUCCUGAGAGGACCAUAGUUCAUCACUGUACUUGUUGAGAAGAGUUUACUUUUCCAUCGGAUACAAUCUUGACAUGUUCUCUGUGAGCUACAACCUGGCAACAUUUAUUCUAGGCUCAUCUUAAUUUGGUGACCAUUUGAUUGACCUUUAAGAUGUGUUUAGUUGUACUCUGUAAAUGAAGGGGUGAAAAAUGUCUAUGUAUCCUAACAAGAACAAAUCUGACUUGAAAUGUACCAGUAAUGAACCAUCAGUAAAUUUACUUGCUGUUUUGUUUUUAAUGAAUAAGUGACAAUUUGGAGCAUUUGUGAUACGGAAAGACAUUUCAUUGACUUGAAUCUAAAAACAAAUUUGGCAAAAAAUAAUGUAGUGUGCUAUGCAGGGGGGGUGGGAAGCUUUGCUACUUGGAACUGCAUUUAAAAUGUAGGGUAGUAAUAAAAUCUUUCCUAGACCUAAAAUAAUGGCAUUUAACAUUUUUUAUUUAAAUUAAUUUGUGAUUCUCAAAUUUGGAAAGUAAAAUCAUUGAACUUAGAAGAUAACAGUGAUUCACGGUAAUUUGUUGGGGCAUAUAUUGUUGUAUAAAAGUAAGCACAUUUCUAUACUGUGUAGUAUAUAAGGUUGGACAGGAAUUUUUUGUGUCAAUCCGAAUGAAAGCUGCUUUCUGUUACAAAAGAAUAAUAUCUACACUACUUAAAAACAGAGAACUGUAAUUUUUGCUUCAAGUCACAUUCACUUUAAAGUCCGUGAAAGUUACCUCACAGUAUCUUUGUCCACAGGGGAAAGUGUAUUCAUCCCAAAUCACAAUAUAUGAUGCAAACCCUGUUGGCCAUCCCACAAGAGAAAUAAAACUCAGCCUGUUUAAUUCAUUACAGCUUUAUCACACUGAAGCCUUAAGCAGCUCCUUAUUCAUGUGCAUAGAAAAGAAAGAAGGUCUUUAAUAAAGAAAUCAUGGGAGUACUCUGGAAAACCAAACUCAAAUAUGUAUUUAAAAAGCAGAGAGUUUGGUGAAUCAUGUUACCAAAGAGUGUGUUGCUGAAAUUGCAAAAAGGAUAUGGGAGCUUGUGGCUUGUAGAAAAUGCACCAAAAAGCAUGAAAAUUUUAACAAAAGUGUAACAUUGAUGUCUUCUACACAAUCUUUGGCUAUGAAAAAGACCAUGGCAUGUAUUCAGAGGUUUUAAUAUAAAAAUUCUGAUGAUUCUGAGGUUUUAAUAAUGAGAACAAAUUGGAAGUGGAGAUGGAAGAGUUCUUUUUCUGUCAUGAAGAUGGAAAACAUAAAUAAUUUCUUUGUUAGUAUCUUGGCUUGAUAUAUAUAUAGAUCAGACACAUUAUUUUAUAAAAAAUAUUGGAGUACAAAGCCCCUAUAGGAAUACAUUGAACAUGCUUUCUCUAAUCAGGUACACUAAAUAGGCAAGAAAAUUAUGGGGAAACUUGAUAAUUUUACAUGCCAUGUUCCAUGGAAUUUGUAAUUCAUCAGCAAGUUGAGAGGUGUUUUGGAGCUUUAUAUUGACCACUGACCAAGUGCUAUUAAUUUUAAGACCAAUAACUUUUAUUAUUAUUAAGAACAUUAUUAGGCUUGACUCAGGUUUUAGAUUUAGAUAUAAUCCUAGUCAAUUAGUGCAUUAUCAAUGCAAUAUUUGUCAUUCUUUAAGGGAAUGUAAAUGUAUAAUUGGCAGAUGACAACAGUUUUUAUUACAAGUGUUUGGAGAAUUGAAUGUCAUGUAUUUCUUUUAUUUGACACAAUAUCUAAACUUGUUUCUAUUCUCUUAAAAUAUCAAUUGCGUGUAAAUAAUGUGUCUUUGGUUGUAAAUCUAUGCACAGUAAACAGGCUAGUCUUAAUAAAGGAAUUAAUAUUA